AUGGCAUGCACCCUGUCACACGUCAGCAGCAGCCCAAGAGACUCGCCGGAAAACGGGCUCCGCCGGUCGUUUUCGGCCAAGGAUUUGCAAAGACGAGCCGGAAUCCGAAGGUCGGUUUCAGACAACAACCUCUGCUACCCGGCCGGCUCCAUCAAGGCAUCCUCGGCCCAGCCAAAGCUGAAAACGAGCCGGUCGGUUGGCUUCUUCAACAUAAACUUAUCGAGCACGAUGAUCCACGACACGUUUAGGUCGUUCCUUUUCGAGCCAGAGCCAAGUCCCAAAGAUAUGAUGAAGGCGGAUGACGAAACUAGCGGUUUUAGCGAGGACGAUGGGGAAAAAAAACGGGCCAAUUGGGUCGAGAGGCUAGUUGAGCUUCGGGAUGAUUGGCGAGAUAGAAAGGACGAGGAGGAGGUUGGUGACGACGUGGAAGGCGGCGGUUGUGACGAGGAAGGAGGGUGUGUCGUGGAAUAUGAUGACGUGGAUUCGGAUGACGAGAAGGGAGGAGCGGAGGAAAUUAGCAUCGAUAGAGAUACGUUUACUUCGUUGUUGACGAACGUUUCUUGGUCGGAUACUAAGAAAUUCUCUCAAUUAGCUUUCUUGUGCAACAUGGCGUACAAGAUCCCGGAUAUGAAGACCGAAGAUUUGAGGAGGUAUUAUGGCCUGGAAUUUGUGACAUCGUCGUUGGAGAAGAAAGCCGAGGCGAAAGAAAAAGUCGAACGCGACUCGACUAAAACUAAAUUAGAGUAUGAGAAAAAUCCCGAGCAGAUGAAGCCGCCGCGCGCACGCACGUACGACCAAAUCGCUGUGUCGGCAGCCUCGUUUGUGCAGUCUCGGGUGAAAGAGGAGACGGGCGGAGGGUGCUCGAGGGCGGCAUGUGUAGCGGCUUCGACUGUGACGGCGGUGGUUGCCGCCGGCGAGAAGGAGAAGGAGAAGGCGGCAAAGGAUCUCCAGUCGCUGCAUUCUUCCCCGUGCGAGUGGUUCGUUUGCGAUGAUCCUGGGAUUUACACUCGUUGCUUUGUCAUUCAGGGCUCGGACUCGCUAGCAUCUUGGCAGGCAAAUCUGCUUUUCGAGCCGACUAAAUUUGAAGGAACGGAUGUGCUCGUGCAUAGGGGAAUAUACGAAGCUGCAAAGGGGAUAUACGAACAGUUAAUGCCAGAAAUCAAGCAGCACCUGGAAAAAUACGGGUACAGAGCAAGGCUUCAGUUCACGGGCCACUCGCUCGGUGGCAGUCUCGCUCUUCUCGUAAACCUAAUGCUUCUCGCAAGAAACGAAGUCGGGCCGAGUUCUCUACUGCCAGUGGUCACUUUCGGGUCGCCUUUCGUAUUCUGCAUGGGCCAGAAGAUAUUGGACUGCUUGGGCCUGGACGAAGAUCACGUUCAGUGUGUGUUGAUGCAUAGAGAUAUUGUCCCGAGAGCCUUCUCGUGCAAUUACCCGGAUUAUGUAGCCCAAGUGCUCAAGCGAUUGAACGGCACUUUUCGCCUCCACCCGUGUCUUAACAAGAAUAAACUAUUGUACUCUCCCAUGGGAAAAAUAUUCAUACUCCAGCCGAACGAGAAGUCGUCGCCACCUCAUCCGCUACUCCCUCCAGGUGGGGCCCUCUACGCCUUAACCAACACGAACGUAAGCUCUCUGUCUAAAAGCGCCGUUCGAGCAUUCAUGAAUUCCCCACACCCGAUCGAGACUCUAAGUGACCCAGCAGCAUACGGUUUGGAGGGCAAUAUUGUCCGGGACCAUGACUCGAGCAACUACCUUAAAGCGGUUAAUGAAGUAAUAAGGCAACAUACGAGACUGGUUGUGAGGAAAGCAAGGGAAGAGAGGAACCAGCUAUGGCCGCUCUUAACUUCCAGGUCACCUCACGCGUGGAGCCACACUUGCCAUGUCGAGGGCCGAGAGACCCGAGCCAGUGAAAAAAUGUUGACUGGGGUUUGA
This is a messenger RNA of Striga hermonthica, 1929 nucleotides long. The record is from the annotation of a GenBank genome assembly. NCBI's taxonomy places the organism in Eukaryota, Viridiplantae, Streptophyta, Magnoliopsida, Lamiales, Orobanchaceae.